Molecule: messenger RNA, 2350 nt
Organism: Rhododendron vialii
Lineage: Eukaryota; Viridiplantae; Streptophyta; Magnoliopsida; Ericales; Ericaceae
Exons: 14
Coding region: 236-1879 (547 amino acids)
Biological process (GO): intracellular signal transduction; peptidyl-serine phosphorylation
Molecular function (GO): protein serine/threonine kinase activity; ATP binding
Source: RefSeq, a predicted model, not a curated record
GUUUUCCUCUUCAGAAGUAGGGAGGACGUUGAAUACGCGUUUGAUGUGGCUGGAAAGUGAAGACUCUACCCUACACACACGAGCGAGCGAGAGAGAGAGAGAGAGAGAGAGAGAGAGAGAGAGGUUAUUUGCGAUUUCUACGGGCUUUUCAUGCGGUAUCUGCAACAAGGGCUACGGAGAAGAAUACCCGUUGUGGCUGAAGUUAUGAUAGUAUAGUUGAUUACUUGAAAUAGUUAUGGACUCCGGGAAAAGUUGGUUUCAGAGAUUGAGACAUAAAGAGGAGAAAUUAAAACCGGGUUCCACAAAAACAAAAGAAACGGAGAACCCAACAAAAUCAACGACAGAUGAUGUGCUAUCUAAUGAUACUAAAGAGAAGGUUGCUGCGGCAAAGCAGUAUAUUGAGAACCAUUACAAAGCUCAAAUGAAGUGUUUGCAAGAUAGGAAGGAGAGACGAUGGGUUUUAGAGAGGAAGCUUGCUGAUGGUGAUGUUCCGGCAGAAGAGCAAACUAAUCUUCUAAAAUAUUUAGAGAGAAAGGAAACAGAAUAUAUGCGAAUCCGGAGACAUAAGAUGAGUGUUGAUGAUUUUGAACUUUUGACCAUCAUAGGAAGGGGUGCAUUUGGGGAGGUGAGACUUUGCAGAGAAAAGAGUACUGGCCUCAUUUAUGCCAUGAAAAAGCUCAAGAAAUCCGAGAUGCUACGCAGAGGCCAGGUGGAACAUGUUAAAGCUGAACGGAAUGUCCUUGCUGAGGUUGACAGUAGCUGCAUUGUUAAGCUAUACUGCUCUUUUCAAGAUGAUGAAUUUUUAUAUCUUAUAAUGGAAUAUCUUCCGGGGGGCGACAUGAUGACAUUGCUAAUGCGCAAGGAUACUUUGACCGAAGAUGAGGCCAGGUUUUAUGUUGGUCAGACAGUCCUUGCUAUUGAGUCCAUUCACAAGCACAACUAUGUUCACAGGGAUAUCAAGCCAGACAAUUUGUUGUUGGAUCGCAAUGGUCAUAUGAAGCUUUCGGAUUUUGGCUUGUGUAAGCCCUUGGACUGCAGUAGUUUUCCAGAUCUAAGCGAGAAUGAUUACGGGGUAGGAGGGAAUUUGAAACCUCCAUUGGAGGACACUAAGCACUCUAACCUGCCAUCUGUGUCAAGGAGGACUCAACAGGAACAGUUAUUACACUGGCAGAAAAACAGAAGAAUGUUGGCUUAUUCUACGGUUGGAACUCCUGACUAUAUUGCCCCAGAGGUCCUGUUGAAGAAAGGUUAUGGGAUGGAAUGUGACUGGUGGUCACUCGGAGCAAUUAUGUAUGAGAUGCUUGUGGGUUAUCCGCCUUUCUAUUCUGAAGAACCAAUGACGACAUGCCGAAAGAUUGUGAAUUGGAGAACUCACUUAAAAUUCCCACAAGAAGCAAAACUCUCUAUUGAGGCUAAAGACCUCAUACGAAAACUUUUGUGCAAUGUGGAUCAGAGGCUUGGUACCAGGGGAGCUUAUGAAAUUAUGGCACACCCAUGGUUUAAAGAUAUCGAAUGGGAAAAACUAUAUCAGAUGGAAGCUGCUUUUAUACCAGAGGUUAAAGGUGACUUAGAUACUCAGAAUUUUGAGAAGUUUGAAGAGGUGAGGACUGAUGGUUAUCAGUUGGAGCCUACAACUCAGACUUCCUCAAAAUCGGGUCCUUGGAGAAAGAUGCUUCCAUCCAAGGAUGCAAAUUUUGUUGGUUACACAUACAAGAACUUGGAAAUUGUCGAUGAGCAUCACAUUCCUGGCAUUGCUCAGUUGAAGAAGAAGACUACCAAACCUAAGAGACCAUCUAUCAAGUCCUUGUUUGAUGCACCUGAUUCUACUGAUCCACCUGUUCAGGGGAGCUAUGUUAACGUUAUACCCACUCAAUUCUAGGAAUCUGAAAGCCCUGAUCCAUCUCCAUGCUUCUCUAGAUCCCCACAAUACAAAAGGGGUAGCAUGGACUUAACACACAACCACCAUUGUCUAUAUAAGCCAUGACAAGGAAAUGGAAGUGCAAAAAUUAGCUCCUAGGAAACACGAAAUAAGAGGAAGGCGACAAAGGAUAACGGAUUUCUCCCUUUUUAAGGAUUCAGAAGUUUAUGCAAAGUGCCAGUAUCUUUUUUUAUCCAGUUAUGGAUAAGGUAGUUGCUUCUUGUUCUUGAUUUCCUUGUACCGCUGCUAGAUACUUGCUCCUCUGGUAUAACCCUUAGGGUAGAGAUUAGGAGUUUUAUUUCUCUCUUGUGAAAAAUACUACAGAAAGAAACAGGAUUUAGAGAUGGUGAAAGCGAAAGAUCAUGUAACUUAUUUGUUGGUUUGAAGAAAGGGUGUAAGUCCUGGGUUCUUUAUGUAUUUAUGCUUGCUCUC